AUGAAGAGUGUCAUCAACAACCGCUCUCACCUGGCCUCCAUGCCCUACACACACUGCCGAACACGUAUAAUUGACCUCCAGGACCUCAACAUCCCUGAACACGCAACUGAUGAAGAAUACCGCGCCAUGUACGUCAAAUACACCCUCCGGCCACAGCACAGCAAAAUCGAGAAUGCGACUUUGCUCCGGGAUGCUGUCGAAUCCAUAAAACACGGAAUUGCGCCCCCAGUAGCCUUUCCCACGGAAACAGUGUACGGCCUAGGCGCAGACGCGACCAAUGAACCCGCUGUUUCAGGAAUCUUUGCCGCCAAAGGCCGCCCAAGCGAUAACCCCUUGAUUGUUCAUGUCUCGAGUAUCGAACAUUUGGAGCGGAUUACGGGGGUGCCAUUACCGGAAAUCUACGUGCCAGUGGCGGAGAGAUUUUGGCCUGGACCUCUGACGAUUCUCCUCCCGGUGCCAUCAUCUGGAAUCUUUGCGAGAAACGUGCACCCCUUCCAGUCGACCAUUGGAUUCCGCAUCCCAUCGUCAAAAUACGCCCGCUUCUUCAUCGCGGCCACGGGCAGACCGAUUGCAGGACCAAGUGCGAAUUCUUCCGGGAAGCCAAGUCCCACGACAGCGCAACAUGUCUUGGACGAUUUGAAGGGCAAAAUCAAUUUCAUCUUGGAUGGAGGAGGUUGCGAGGUGGGUGUGGAGAGUACAGUCGUGGAUGGGUUACAUGAUCCGCCGCUGAUCUUGAGACCGGGAGGCGUCAGCUUGGAGGAGCUGAGAAGUCUUGGAGGAGAAAUGGGUAACAAAUGGGCGAGGACGGCGAUCGGGUACAAAAGACAUUCUGGAGGGACGACGGACGGCCAAGGGAAGGAUGGCUUAAACACGACCACGGGCGUCUCGACGCCAUCCUCCAUGGACGAAUCUGCUGUUGGAGUCUCGGUAUCUUCGGGAAACGCGAGCGUGGCUCAUUUUGACGGCACCGUUAGCUACGAGGACGAUGUCAACGGUGCACCUCGCGCUCCCGGUAUGAAGUACAGGCACUACUCUCCAGUGGGGCGGUUGGUCCUGUUCUCCGAGGAGGCCGUGCGGAAUGGUCGCGUGCCAGACAAGCUGGAUGAGUUGGUUGGCAAUUGGCAGUCGGGCCCCGACAUGGAUGGACGAGACAAGCCCCAUGGGGUCAAGGGUGGAGUUAUUUCCUGCCACUGGCCACCCUUUGCCGGACUGCCAGUCAAGGGGAUCUCGUCGACCACCUCACCCCUGAACAACGCCAGGGGUACCGCGCCGCCCUCUGGAUUACCUCAUGUCCCAGACGCAAUCUCCAACUCUGCUUAUGCGCCAAUCACCUCGAUUGCGACAAUAACUGCUGCCAAAACCACCAGCGUCACGUUGUACAACGUCCAACUUGGACCCGACGUUUCCACCCUGGCACACUCGCUCUUCGGCGUCUUGAGGCUAUUUGACGAGUUGGGCUGCGCCUUCAUCUUCGCAGAGACGGUGCAGCGAACCGCGGCCCUGACAAACGGUCAAGAAUCGACCGGAAACCAAGAACCCAGCCACACGCGCCGGGAUCUUGAAGACGCGGUGGUUGAUCGGAUCGAAAAGGCCGCUGCCGAGAGGGUGGAUUGA
Molecule: messenger RNA, 1614 nt
Organism: Fonsecaea multimorphosa CBS 102226
Lineage: Eukaryota; Fungi; Ascomycota; Eurotiomycetes; Chaetothyriales; Herpotrichiellaceae
Exons: 1
Coding region: 1-1614 (537 amino acids)
Biological process (GO): regulation of translational fidelity
Cellular component (GO): cytoplasm
Molecular function (GO): double-stranded RNA binding; nucleotidyltransferase activity; tRNA binding
Source: RefSeq, a predicted model, not a curated record